Molecule: messenger RNA, 775 nt
Organism: Liolophura sinensis
Lineage: Eukaryota; Metazoa; Mollusca; Polyplacophora; Chitonida; Chitonidae
Exons: 6
Coding region: 68-760 (230 amino acids)
Cellular component (GO): cytoplasm; vesicle
Molecular function (GO): cysteine-type endopeptidase inhibitor activity
Source: RefSeq, a predicted model, not a curated record
CCCUUUUCAUGCAUUUCCCCUCCUAUAUCGCCAUUAGAUUACCUGCGAUUUAUUCAGACAAGAAAGUAUGCUGAAACUGCUCGUACUUAGCCUUGCCUUGGGGGUUACCUUGGCCGGUGUGCCAGGUGGACGUUCCCCAGCCGAUAUUAACAGCCUUGAUGUCCAGAAAAUUGCAAACUUUGCCGUGACGAAGCUGAACGCUCUCCCCGAGAGGACGUCUACAGUGACUUAUUCCAAAGUCAUCAAGGCUGAACGACAGGUAGUUGCAGGUAUUAACUACUACCUGGAUGUUGAAGUCUUGCAGUCUGGCUGUACCUCAAACUGUAAGAAAGAGAUAUGUGAAAUGACAGUGUUUGACCAAGAGUGGACGAACACCCGCAUUCUCACCAAGGUAAAUUGUCGCGAUGCGACCUCUCGUCGCAAGAGUCUAGUGGGAGGCGUUACCGCCAUAUCUACCGACUCUGCAGAGGUGCUGAAUGCCGCACAGUUUGCCGUGACUUCACUGAAUGCUAGGUCAAACUCCAUGUUUGCCAGUUCUCUGGUUAAGGUCAACUCUGCUACCUCUCAGGUUGUGGCAGGGGUGAAGUACAACCUAGAGAUUGUUGUCGGCCAAACCACGUGUAGGAAUGAGCAAUCGGUCGAUCUGACCCACUGUGCCAUGGACGCUAACAGCCAGUCAAAAGUGUGCCAAAUUUCUGUCCUGUGGCAAGCUUGGAGAAAACCCCAGUACACCCUAGUGGAUGACAUCCAGUGUCAGUAAACCAUGGUGGGGCAC